This is a messenger RNA of Pipistrellus nathusii (Nathusius's pipistrelle), 1011 nucleotides long. Lineage: Eukaryota; Metazoa; Chordata; Mammalia; Chiroptera; Vespertilionidae. The record is from the annotation of a GenBank genome assembly.
AUGGAUUAUUUUACUUUCCUCGUGGCUCUUCUUCAUCUACACAAAGCUCUCGGUGAAGAGGUAUUUUGGAACACAAGAGUGAAACUUGCAGAGACUCUGACUCUCGAGUGUCAGUAUCCAUUGUUGGGCACCUUAGUCCAGAUGGAGUGGUUCAAGAUCAACGCAACGAAGAAGAAAGAGUCCAUGGCCAUUUUUCACCCUAACUUUGGUUCGGUGAUAAGGGAUCCCUAUGCUGAUAGGGUUUAUUUCUUGAAGUCAACCUCGGAUCCCAAAAAUAUGAUGCUGGCCUUUUACAAUGCCUCUGAGGCUGAUAUUGGCUCCUAUUCCUGCCUUCUUGAAAUAUUCCCAUAUGGAUCUUGGGAAAAGGUGGUACAGGUAGUUCCACCAGAUAGUUUUGAGAUAGCUGUGCCGUCGGAUAGCCAUGUGGUCUCAGAACCUGGAGAAAACAUCACAUUCAUGUACGAACUUCAAACGAAGGAUCCCAUGCAACAAGUCACAUGGGAAAAGAUCCAGUCCCAUCAGAUUGACCUCCUAACCAGAUGCAACUUGUCCCAAGGGAAAAUCUCCCCCUCAAGGUUUAGGAGACAAAUACUGAGCAACUGCAGUCAGGGGAUGAGAAGGAGCUUUAUCCUCAUGCCCCAUGUCGUGGCCUCUGACUCCGGACUUUACCGCUGUUGCUUCAAGGCCAGCACAGGAGAAAAUGAAACCUUUGUGGUAAGGUUGACUAUAACUGACGGUAAAAACGACAACCAACGUGUCUUCUGGAUAAUUGUAGGGACAGCUUUAUCAUCAGUGUUUGUUCUCCUAGUUCCCAUUGUCAUUGUCCUUCUGUAUAUCAGGAAGAGAUGCAGACAGAAAAGGAUCCAAGAUAAAGAAUCCCAGGCCACACAGAAUAAGGCAUCCAACAACUACAGAAGUUCCUUCUCCGUCAACCAACCAUCAGAUGGUGCAGGAGAGGACAUUUAUGUCAACUACCCAACCUUCUCUCGGAGACCGAAGACUAGAGCCUAA